AUGUCUGCAGCCCGAGCGAUACGUACGGCGGAGCGGCUUCUUGCACAGCAUUCCAGACAUUCUUUGAAGGCAUCAAACAUCCGUGUACUGUCGACUAGCAGCCAUGCCUCCUCCUCACGAAUGGGCAGAGGAAACCGUUACACCCUGUCUCGAAAUCAACGUCGUCCAAGUCACCCUUCCGCCACACAUCCAACUUCCAACCACGCAUCGCACCCGGUAGCUUCCCAUUCUGAUCAUCUAUCGCAUCCGACUACGUCUCCAACAAAUCAUCAAGCGGAACCUCGCACCUCGCCAGAGCAUGCCGCGACUAACUUCCCAACCGACCCAUCAGUGCACGUGCCUGCCGUGGUUCCUGAAGAUGCCCACUCCGUCCUUCAAACCUCUUCCGACUUCUCGGGAGCCAAGCAACUACUCACGCAAUCAGCUCUCGUCGUGACUCGAGAGAUCGAGAUGAUGAACAUCUUUCUCGGAUUCGAACAGGUCAACAAGUAUUCCAUUCAUUCGCCAACCGGAGAACUCGUUGGCUACCUCGCAGAGGAAGAACAAGGUCUGCUCGGAGGUGCGCUUCAACGACAAGUCUUACGAACGCACCGGCCGUUCCGUGCGACGGUCAUGGAUGCUUCUGGCAAACCAGUGUUGAUGAUUCGAAGGCCGUUUACGUGGAUCAACUCAACGGCGAGCAUCUUUGCGGUCAGAUCGGACUAUCCGGUUGGAUACGGUGCCCCUCAGGAUGCGGAUCUGGAGCUGAUAGGGGAGGUGCAGCAGAGGUGGCAUCUGUACAAGAGGAGGUACGAGCUCUUUUUGAAGAGGCAGGCGGAGGAGGGGGAGGGGGGCAGCAGGUUCGUACAGUUUGCUGCGAUCGAUGCUGGGUUUUUGAGCUGGACGUUUCUUAUGCAGGAUGCAGAGAGCAGGUUGGUGGGUGCGAUUGAUCGGAAUUUCCGCGGGUUUGGGCGGGAGAUCUUCACGGAUACGGGUCAGUACGUGUUGAGGUUCGAUAGCGUCGGUCAGACUGCAAUGGCGGAUGCACGAUUGGUGGAUUUUUCUUCGAGCGCGUCGCAGGCGAAACCGCAGGGGAUCGCAGAAGGUUUAGAGAUGGUCGAGAGCCAUGGAACACGAGCGCUGACGUUGGACGAACGAGCGGUGGCGCUAGCGACAGCGGUGAGCAUCGACUUUGAUUACUUCAGUAGACACUCGGAAGGUAUGCAUGGGGGAGGUGGAAUGUUGCCUUGGAUGAUGAUGCCUGGAAUGGGCGGAGGUGGGGGAGGUGAAGCUGCGGAGACACCGAAGGGUGGUCCCAACGACAAUGUUCCCAGCAAUCCGAAUGGCAACGGCGACGGCGGGUUUGGGACCGGUGUUGCGGGUGGAGCCAUAGGGAGUGGGAUGGAUUACCCCUACGGCGCAUCCGAUUCGGGCAUGAGCGAAGACGGGAGACUCGGUCAACCACCAUCGAACCCGAACGGAUAUGGAGACGACUCUUCCCCGCAACAACAGGAACAGAGCGACAGUCCGUGGUGGAACGCGGAUCAGCAACAACAGGGCGGACAAGAGGGAGAUGUUUGGGGAACUGGCAACUCUGACCCGUGGGCUGGGGCAGGGGACACGCAGCAACAAGACGAUAGUUUCUGGGGUGGCUGGGGUGGCAACGGUGGCGGUGAUGGGGGUGGAGGUGGUGGCUGGGGUGGAUUCUUUGGCGGUGAUGGUGAUGGCGGUGGUGGUGAUUGGUAG
This is a messenger RNA of Pseudozyma hubeiensis SY62, 1725 nucleotides long. Its product is annotated as scramblase. The transcript has a single exon. Gene Ontology annotation, cellular component: plasma membrane. The record is from RefSeq and is a predicted model, not a curated record. Gene Ontology annotation, biological process: plasma membrane phospholipid scrambling. The coding region runs from base 1 to 1725 and encodes 574 amino acids. Lineage: Eukaryota; Fungi; Basidiomycota; Ustilaginomycetes; Ustilaginales; Ustilaginaceae. Gene Ontology annotation, molecular function: phospholipid scramblase activity.